This is a messenger RNA of Alligator sinensis (Chinese alligator), 1117 nucleotides long. It is a transcript of the gene RCC1L, whose product is annotated as RCC1 like. The coding region runs from base 97 to 1077 and encodes 326 amino acids. Lineage: Eukaryota; Metazoa; Chordata; Crocodylia; Alligatoridae. The record is from RefSeq and is a predicted model, not a curated record. The transcript is spliced from 10 exons.
CACCCCUGCCAUGUGUUACAGAUCUCGUCAGUAGCCUGCGGCUAUGGCUUCACCUUGCUCUCCUCCAAAACCCCCGACAUCACCAAAGUGUGGGGCAUGGGGCUGAACAAGGACUCGCAGCUCAGCUUCCAGAGGAGCCGGAAGGACCGAACAAAAAGCUACGAGUAUGUCUUGGAGCCAUCUCCUAUUCCAUUGCCGCUGGAGAAGCCCCAGGAGACUCGAGUGUUGCAGGUCUCCUGUGGGAGAGCCCAUUCCCUCGUCCUGACGGACCAUGAAGGAGUCUUCAGCAUGGGAAACAACUCGUACGGGCAGUGUGGUCGAGAAGUAGUUGAAGGUGAAAUUUAUAGUGAGAGCCAUGUGAUAAAUCGACUGCAGGAGUUUGAUGGAAGAGUUGUGCAGGUUGUCUGUGGUCAGGAUCACAGUCUGUUUAGGACAGAGAAAGGAGAGAUCUAUUCCUGUGGAUGGGGAGCCGAUGGACAAACAGGUCUAGGCCACUACAAUGUUACCAGUGUUCCCACUAAGCUAGGUGGAGAUGUUGCUGGGGUCAACAUUAUUCAGGUUGCCUCCUACGCUGAUUGCUGUCUGGCUGUUUCUGAUGAAGGAGACAUCUUCGGCUGGGGAAACUCAGAAUACCUGCAACUAGCAUGCGUCACGGAGACAACACAGGUGAAUGUCCCCAGGCACUUACCAUUCAAGAUUGGGAAGGUAAAGGAGGCUGCGUGCGGAGGGACCGGCAAUGCUGUUCUGAAUGAGGAAGGAAAUGUCUUUGUGUGGGGAUAUGGAAUCCUUGGGAAAGGACCGAACCUUCUGGAAACAGCAACUCCAGAGAUGAUCCCUCCCACUCUCUUUGGCUCAUCAGAUGUUCGUGUUAAGCACCUUUGCUGUGGACUCAGCCAGUUUGCGGCACUUAAUGAGAGAGGAGAGUUGUUUGUCUGGGGCAAGAAUAUAAGAGGGUGCUUGGGAAUUGGAAGAAUGGAAGACCAGUAUUUUCCCUGGAGGGUGACGAUACCUGGGGAGGUGGUGGCCGUGGCAUGUGGAGUGGAUCACAUGGUAACUCUGGUGAAAUCAUGGAUCUAAUGGAACUGGUGCAGAGCGAAUAAAGAUAAUCUAACCCGUC